GGAAAGGAGUGUACAGGGAUCCUCAAUGUACAGGCCGCAGUAGUGCUACCGUUGGAAAAUUAACUAUAAAAAAAUACGACACAUUCAAGGAGAUCCGAAACUCGUAAACGUUUGGAAGGCUGUCGCGGAGUAGACACUUGCCACCCAGAUGCCAGAUUCACAGAUUUGCUUAAUAUUUGUGACAAUUUUUCCUGAAAUACACAGUCAUCAAAUGUGAAGCAUUGUGGAAAAUCGCGGAUAAUGGAUCAAGGUGGCGGGAUCCUGGAGCUUCACAAGGAGUUGAAAAUGGCCCAUACAAUGAUAAUGCCAGAUUUCGUUGCAGGGAUGGGAGGCAUGGCCCAUAUUGAUGGAGAGCACAUUGUGGUGUCAGUGCCAGAGGCUGUGUUGGUCUCAGAUGUGGUGAUGGAUGAAGGGAUUAUGUUGGAGACCAGUCUGGAGGCUGAGGUGGUGGAAGGGCCUGACAUCUGCCAAGAAGACGUCAUCACUACUGAGGGAGUGAUCAUGUCUGAGUCUAUCCUAGAAGCAGAGGUGGCCAUCGAGGAAGCUCUGGACGACACAUCUGAACUGAUCGAAGAAACUGUGCCUGAUCAGGUGUUUGUGGCUGACCUCAUGUCACCUCAUGAGGAGAACACGCUGGACCAUGAACUGGUGUCUGCAGGAGUCAUGGUGACAGACACGGAGACGGUCAUCCAAUCACAUGACGCAAUGCCUUCUGAUGUCACUGUUAAGGGUGAUGAUGACGAGGAUGCGAAGAGCACCUCAGAAGACUACCUCAUGAUUUCCUUGGAUGAGGUUGGGGAGAAGCUAGACAUUGGAGACACGCCCUUAAAAAUCAGCACAGAUGUGAGUCAGGAUGACGAUGGGUCGAAGGAGGAUGAGUUCAGCUCGGAGGUCAUUAAAGUUUACAUCUUUAAAGCAGAUGGAGAUGAAGAUGUGGAAAUAGGCAGCACAGAGGUUGUAGCAGAGACUGAUUUUCCCAACGGGCAUGCCGUGCUGGAAACAUCGGGCACAGGCAGACUACCCAGAGAGAAGCUGCUCUACAUGGCUGUGAAGGAUGCCAGCCAGGUCGAAGAGGACAUCAACUGUUCAGAGAUGACAGAUCAGGUGUACAUGGAGGUGAUUGUUGGGGAGGAAGAGGCUUCUGCCAUCCAGGAAGCUCAACUGGAGGACUCGCCAGUGAACAAGACCUUCGUCCCGGCGGCCUGGGCAGCUGCCAUUGGUAGCAGUCUAGAGAGUAAGAACUGUGCCGCCACUCCCUAUCUGCAGAUCACUGACAGCAUCAGUUCCAGCCGAUCUCUCAAGCAGAAGAUCAAGAAGAAGAGGAGGGGAGAGUCACGCCAGUGCCAGACAGCAGACUUAACAACAGAUGAGUCAGCAGCACCCCAGUCUCCCCAUAACUGCACCCCUCCCUGUCCCUGUGAAGAAGCUGUAAUCAUCGGUCCUGAUGGGCAGCCCCUGACUGUCUACCCCUGUCACAUCUGCGGCAAGAAGUUCAAGUCACGGAGUUUCCUGAAACGCCACAUGAAAAACCACCCCGAUCACAUGUUAAAGAAAAAGUACCAGUGCACCGACUGCGACUUCACCACCAACAAGAAGGUGAGUUUUCACAACCACCUGGAAAGCCACAAGCUCAUCAUCAAGAACGAGAAGAUCCCGGAGUACACAGAGUAUACUCGCCACUACCACGAGGCCAGCCCUCUCAGCUCCAACAAACUCAUCUUGCGCGACAAGGAGCCCAAGCUGCACAAGUGUAAGUAUUGCGAGUACGAGACCGCUGAACAGGGUCUCCUGAGUCGCCACCUGUUGGCUGUGCACAGCAAGAAUUUUGCGCACGUGUGCGUGGAGUGUGCCAAGGGUUUUCGCCACCCCUCGGAGCUCAAGAAGCACAUGAGGACCCACACGGGCGAGAAGCCCUACAAUUGUCAGCACUGCGAUUUCCGCUGUGCCGAUCAGUCCAACUUAAAGACUCAUAUAAAAAGCAAACAUGGGACCGACCUGCCCUUUAAGUGCGGACACUGCCCGCAGGCGUUUGCCGACGAUAAGGAACUCCAAAGGCACACAGAGAUCUUUCAGGGUCACAAGACCCACCAGUGUCCGCACUGCGAACACAAGAGCACCAAUUCCAGUGACUUGAAGCGGCACGUCAUUUCGGUGCACACAAAGGAUUUCCCGCACAAGUGCGACGUGUGCGAGAAGGGCUUCCACAGGCCCUCUGAACUGAAAAAACAUGCUGAAACGCACAAGGGAACUAAAGUACACCAGUGCCGGCACUGCGAUUUUAAAAUAUCGGACCCCUUCACGCUUAGCCGCCACAUUCUGUCUGUUCACACCAAGGACUUGCCGUUUAAAUGCAAGCGUUGCAUGCGCGGCUUUAGGCAACAGAACGAACUUAAAAAGCACAUGAAGACACACAGCGGUCGCAAGGUAUAUCAAUGCCAAUAUUGCGAGUACAACACUACGGACGCUUCAGGUUUCAAACGGCAUGUCAUAUCCAUCCACACUAAAGACUAUCCGCACAGGUGUGACUAUUGCAAGAAGGGUUUCAGGCGACCGUCGGAAAAGAACCAACAUAUCUUGCGACAUCACAAAGAAACCUUAAUGUAAUGCUCUUUCACUCCAAAACAAGAGCCUAUGUUAUACUCAACAUCUACACUUGUCGUUUAGAUGGCUAAACUGUCUUGUUAUUUAAGGUUUUGGUUAUAUGUAAAGAAGCGUAACUUAAACUGAGAUGGGAAUGAGUGGUUAAUCGUAUGGUAUUGGUAAAAACCGCUUACAGUCUCUGCAAAGGAAAUCACUCGUUCAGGGUUUCAAAUGUCUAUAUUUUUAUACCCACUUUGCUUAAAUGCUGCAAGCAAAUCGUGUCCUCUAAUACUGAAGGAAUAGUUCACCUAAAAUAUUUAAUUCUGUCAUUUACUCAUUUGUUGUUCCAAACCCGAAUGGCGUUGUUUUUUCCCUGGAACACUUUUUUUUCUUCUUUUUUUUUUUUUGCAUAUUUUUUCUGUACAUUGAAAGUGAAUGGUGACUAAGGCUAACAUUCUGCUUAACGUUUAAUUUUGCAUUCCAUGGAAGACCACAAGCAGCUUUGGAGCAACUUGAGUAAAUGACUCAAUUGUCAUUUUUUGGGUGAACUGCCCCUUUUUAAGACUGGUAAGAGCAUCAUCAUCAUUGGGGAAAGAUGCUCAGUCAAACAUCAGUUUGGUGUAGACUCCUCAUUAAAUGUAUUUUACCAACUAGUAUGUCCAGGUUUUACUGUACCGUUACCGUUUUACAGCCAGUCAUGUUAAUUUAAGCAACUUAAAUAUGCGAUUCAAACUAGUGCAUUUUACCACAUUUACAUAGCAUUCUCUGAAUUCCUGGUAUCUUGAGUGCUCAUUCUAGCUCGUCAGAUGAACCUAGUAUGUUUGAUACGAAUCAAAGUUUUGUUGUUAACUUUGUGAAUACCACUAUGUAUUGCAAAAUCAAACAAUAACACAUGGCAAACAUGCACAUACUGCCAAUAUAUUUCAGAUCUCUCUAGUCAUGCCUUAAAUGCAAUGUAUUUUCUUGCACUGAAUUAAGUAAAUAUGAGACGAUUGUGAAUAAUUUUUUAACAAGUUUCAAUAAUGCUACGAUAGAUGUAUACUGUACAUUAACAAAUGCAAAUCAGUCAUAGUACCUGUUUUGCUUUUAUAAUGUCACUUCUGCGUUAUUUAUUUAUUAGCAGGUGGGCAGACAUGCGCACAGCAAUCCUUAACCAGAACCCCCCCCCCCCUACAAGUAUUUGUGAAUAAAAGACCUCAGCGAUUUAAAAGAGGCAUGCCUUGAUAUCUAGCACUAUCAAUUGCCAUAGCUAUUGAUGUCUAAUACUACUGUAGUUAACAACAGUACCCAAAACUAAAUUGCAACAAAUCGUACAUGGAUUUGAUUGAUGUUAAGAGCUACGAUGGACUGUAAUAUCUAACUGUUCUUAUUGUCUGACAUCCCGAUGUAAUAGUCACUCUAAUGUUGUCAUUUGUAAAAACGUUCAUUAAAAGCACUGUCUCAAGACGAUAAAAGGUUGUCAUGUUUUAAGACAUUACUUUAAAAUGUUACGCUUCUGGUAGCGACGAAAUACCACUUUUCUGUCUUCUGGAUAAAAAGAAAUUGUUAAAUUUAGGCGUAAAUGGAUUACAUAAGUUGCUUUUGCUAUAUACACAUUUUGAUUCGCAAUUAAAUCGGCUGUAUUAAAUUAGAGGCAAUAACCUUAGACUGUGUAGAUGCCAUGAUUGAUGCAAAUAAAAAAGUGAGACUGCGAGGGAUAUAUGUACUCGUAUAUAUGUCGGGAUGUACAAAAAUUUCUAAAAAAAUUCCAGUGGACAGAAAAUUGUAAAACCAUGUGUUUUUUAAAAUUAUACGUGAACUAAGACCUUAAAGGUACAGUUCAUCCAAAGUGCUAAUUUUGUCAUCGUUUACUCACUGUUGUUGUUUCAUACCUGUAUUAUUUUCUACAGUGCAACAGAAAAGGCGAUGUUAGGUCGAUUUUUGUCUUAAGUCACCAUUCACUUUUAUUGCCAUACAAUGAAAGUGAAUGGCGACUGAGGCUGUAAAUCCCUAAUAAUCUGCCUAACAACUUCUUGUGUUCAAUGGAAGAUAGAAAGUCAUUCAGGUUUGAAACAACAUAAAAUGAUUAGAAACUUUCAUUUUCAAAUUAAUUAUAGUGUGUGCCCUGACUAAGGUACAUAAAACAAAAUGUGUUCAAUUGAUCAAGUACUCACACUGGCAAAGAUUUUCGAUCACUAGGCACCUUAUUUAUCAAUGCAUUUACAUGAUGUUUGUGGCUUUUUGAAUGAACCCAAGCAUUGUUCGAAACACAUCUGCAAGCUAUUGUUUGGUUUGCACCAGUGGCAAUAUGUAUGCGAUCUAGAUGUUGCUGUGCAGUUGUGAUUGGAAACCACAUUUUUUCAUGUGAAAUUAAAUGCAUGCACUUCAAGUAUUUUCUUUUUUGGUGUUGGUGACAGAUGGACUACUGGUGAGGAGGAAUCCAAAUAAAUAUGUCUUUCAAAAACCAUUUUUUGCACUCAGGUAUUUCCUUGACGUUUAUCAAAUAGCACUUUUCAAAUGUAAGAUUAUUAAGUCGGUCUUAAUGAAUAAACAAACAAAGAAUUCACUCAUAUGUAUUGCAUAAUGUUAUUACAGUAAAUAAUUGAAUUUUUAUUUUGUUUCUUUUUUCACACUCUGACUGUGCGCUUUUAGUUCAAAAUCCACAUGAAAACCAAAAAGCGUUGAAGCCAAUAUUUUAUUUUUUUAUUGUUGGCAUAGUUACUGUAGUUUUGCCUUUUGUAGAUCAUUAUGAAUGGCAGAACUACACCCCAUGAAUACUUUUUUUUUUUUACAUUUGCACAAAAUAAACUUAAUUUCCAUUAAAAGUUAGUGCUUGUGUGUGUGUGUGUGUGUG
Messenger RNA from Xyrauchen texanus (razorback sucker), 5413 nucleotides. Its product is annotated as zinc finger protein 711. The record is from RefSeq and is a predicted model, not a curated record. Gene Ontology annotation, cellular component: nucleus. Gene Ontology annotation, biological process: regulation of transcription by RNA polymerase II. Gene Ontology annotation, molecular function: DNA-binding transcription factor activity, RNA polymerase II-specific; RNA polymerase II transcription regulatory region sequence-specific DNA binding; metal ion binding. Lineage: Eukaryota; Metazoa; Chordata; Actinopteri; Cypriniformes; Catostomidae. The coding region runs from base 241 to 2604 and encodes 787 amino acids. The transcript is spliced from 10 exons.